This is a messenger RNA of Micromonas commoda, 708 nucleotides long. RefSeq lists its product with no specific name. The record is from RefSeq and is a predicted model, not a curated record. Lineage: Eukaryota; Viridiplantae; Chlorophyta; Mamiellophyceae; Mamiellales; Mamiellaceae. Bases 1 to 708 code for a protein of 235 amino acids. The transcript has a single exon.
AUGGUGAGGUUCGAGUCGUGGCCGCUGGCGGGUCUUCAGGUGGGCGCGCUGACGGUCGUCGCUCCCGGCGACGCCGAGGAGGUGCGCGGGCCCGUCCUGACCGUCGACGCGAAGGGGCGCUGCCUCGUGGACUUCGACAGGAGGCAGCGGCGGGUGGGGAGGGCGCACUCGGGGGAGGAUGCGCGCGUCGUGCGGCUGUGCAGGAUGGACUACGACCUCACCGCCGUGCGAUGGUGGAGGCGAGGGGUCGAGGGCGCGAGCGACGGGCUGCGUAGCGUCGUCCUGUGCCUGGGCUCGCCUCCCCAGCUCACGUCCGGCAGACGCAUCACGAACCCGGGCGUCGACAAGGCGGAGAAGCACGUCUGGGGCGCGAGGGGGCAGGCCGAGGACUUCACGGGAGGCGCCGCGCGGGCCACCCCGAUCCACAUGUUUGCGUUCCGCACGCCGGAUGAUGUGAACCACGCGGUGGCGGCGAUGACGCGCGCGGCGCCGGGUCUGAGGAGCGCGGAGGCGCCGGCUGGAGCGCCGUUGGACGGAUGGAUGAGUCCCGGCGACGUCGACGCGUUUCUCGACCGCGCACAGCUGGCGCCUCCUCGGGGGGGGGCGCACGACACCGGGAAGAGGGACAGGCCGGAGGGGCGCGUGCUCGUGCCGCCGAGGAAGCGUCGCGAGCUCGGCGGCGACGACGACCCGGGGUUCGUGGGGUGA